UCACCUUGUGAGCCAUUGGGGAAAAUCGCGGAUCUCUGUUUUUUGACCCGCACUUCACCAAUCGAUCGGCCGAAGCUCUUGUGCCCCUCCCCGCACCCUCGAGCUCUCUCCCCCUCAUCAACCAACAAAACAACCGCCAAAAUGCCUUUCGACAUCGAUACCGCUCGCCGAAAUAAGACGCCCCGACCUCUUUCAGACUCGGAGCGCGCUCGCGUAGAAGAGUUCAUCGACUCGAUCCACUACUCUGCACGAUACUCGGACAGCGAAUAUGAAUACCGUCAUGUUCAGCUCCCCAAGGCCAUGCUCAAGGCUAUUCCCAAAGACUACCACGAUACCUCCAAGGGCACUCUCAAGCUCUUGUGGGAGGAGGAAUGGCGAGCUCUUGGCAUUACUCAGAGUCUAGGAUGGGAACACUACGAGGUCCACGAGCCAGAACCGCACAUCCUCCUGUUCAAGCGACCACUGAACUUCCAACCCCCUCAGUAAUUGCUAGAUGCACGACUCAGAUUUUCCCCAAUGUACCAUACAUAUUUACUGCACAGCACCCUUUUGUCGGUGCCAUACUCAAGCUCAGACGGAGGUUUCCACGUCGGCUCACGAUUUUACGG
Molecule: messenger RNA, 608 nt
Organism: Fusarium oxysporum Fo47
Lineage: Eukaryota; Fungi; Ascomycota; Sordariomycetes; Hypocreales; Nectriaceae
Product: cyclin-dependent protein kinase regulatory subunit CKS1
Exons: 3
Coding region: 142-486 (114 amino acids)
Biological process (GO): regulation of mitotic cell cycle
Cellular component (GO): SCF ubiquitin ligase complex; cyclin-dependent protein kinase holoenzyme complex
Molecular function (GO): protein kinase binding; ubiquitin binding; cyclin-dependent protein serine/threonine kinase activator activity
Source: RefSeq, a predicted model, not a curated record